Messenger RNA from Chlamydomonas reinhardtii, 2818 nucleotides. RefSeq lists its product as uncharacterized. Bases 525 to 1559 code for a protein of 344 amino acids. The record is from RefSeq and is a predicted model, not a curated record. Lineage: Eukaryota; Viridiplantae; Chlorophyta; Chlorophyceae; Chlamydomonadales; Chlamydomonadaceae. The transcript is spliced from 4 exons.
UCUUCGCCUGCAUCUGCUUUCUAGCAUACCUUCUUUACAUAUUUAUAUCUGUGACUGAAGAUUGCUUAUUACGGCUCUAAUGUAGCGGGACCCUUGAGUGUGCAAGUCUCGCGGGGCUCCGGGCCCCUUACACUAGAGCUGAUACUUAGAUGCAACAUCAACAUCAUUUGCACCACAUUUUGCGUUAGGGCUGGGGCCUGGAAUCAAGACGUGUCAGACUGGCUUGACAACAGCCUCCAGCUAUUAUGCAUCUUCAAACACAAAGGGCUUGCUUACUAGCUCAGGGAAAGCCCAGAGUGCUGCUCCGCUCGGUGUGCCCCGCCGCGCUAGGGUCGUUGCGAUGGGCCCUUCAGUCGAGCUCACGCGGGGAAAGUCACUUGCAGCAACUAGAUGUGCAAACAGCUGCUAGCGUCAGUCACUGGGAGAGCGAGGCGGCGACGGUGGCGACCGCAUCGGUCUUGCAAGACACGGCGACUCCCUCCGCAACGGCUGUUGGGGACGCUGAGGCGGGGCCGGGGCACGCCAUGCCGCACAGCCACCUGCAGCAGCACGCGCCACAGCACGCGGUGUCGCAGCGGCACCCCGCCGACCAGCAGCACCUCCUGCAGCAGCAUCACCACCUCGCCCACCACCACAACCACCACCUCGCCCACCACCACGACGAGCAGCACCACCAGCUGCAGCUCCAGGCUGGCCACGCGCACGGCCUAGCAGCGGAGUCAGAGGCGCACCUCCUGACGCAUGCCUCCACCUCUGCCGCAGCCGCGGCGCCCCAUUCCAGCAGCAGCAGUGGCGCUGACAACGGUUACGGUGUCAGCAGCAUCACCACCGACAGCAGCGGCCACGCGCACGCUCACGAACACGAGCACACACACGCCAGCGUCAGCCAUGCCACUGGCGGCAGCGGGCAGGUGCUCGAGGUGUACCGGUCAGGCUUGACGGCGCCGCUUGUGUUGGGCCUGGGCCACGCGACAAACCCCACAGCUGGCGGCAGCGGUGGCAGCGCCGCAUUUACGCUGCCGGCGCCGCGCGCCUCACCGGCGCCGGACACACGCGGGCCACGUGGCCUGUCGUCGGCCACGGCGGCUGCCGCCACCGCCUCGUUCACGGCGGCAACGGUCACCGCGCCGGCGACCGGCGUGUCGUCGCCUCUGGCCUCGCCCACCUCCAGCACCGAGUGGCUGAGCUCCGUGGACAGUGACAGCGAGAUGUGUGUGUUGGUGCCGGACCCGGAGGGAGGAGACAUACAGAUGGUGUGUGAGUCGGACCCGACCCACCCCAUCAGCCUGGCGGAGGAGGCGGUGCUGCACCCGCUGGUGCCCACCAGCCUGCUGCAGGACAUUGAGCGCAAGCUGGAGGCGGACCUGUCCACCAUCGCCAUCACCAUCGUCUUCGCCAUGGGAUUCAUUUGCCUAGAGUUCGGCGUGAACGACCUCAUCGAGAUCUUCUUCGGCCACUCGGUGGUCAGCGACCUGACCUGCAUUGGCAUCGGGCUGGUGGUGGUGUUCGGGGUCAAGGUCAGCAAACGGCCGCUGCUGCGGCUAGACAGGUGGAGCUAACGCGCGUGAGGCGCUAGCUGUGGGGCCGGGCAGACUGGCACCACCGCAAGGCUGCCAAUGGCGUGGCUGCCGGCGGGACUGGUGGCGCAGGAGGGUUGCUGGUGAGGGAGCAGUAAGGGCGUAAGACCGCCGAACAGCAUAGGCUAGAGAGAGAAGAAAAUCACAGUACAGCACCGUAAAUAAGGCGCGAGCAAUUUUACCGCGCGUAUAAGCUCGGAGAGGCCACAUCAUUUGGAUCGUCUGAGGGAUGGAUUGUGAUGGGAACUGAAGGCGGUGGUUCCCAUUGGUACUGUGCUCGGGGGCUGUGAACCUUCCCGGUAAGAUCAGGGUGCGUGUUGGUUGGUGUCCCAUGGUGAGCAUUGAAUGGAUCUUCCUAGAGUUUCGACUGGUUUUAUUUCAUAAAAGCUGCGAUUUGGAGGAUAAGAGCAACGCCGCCGUGUUACGGUGCCGUUUGCGGGGCGGGGCAUCGCGGGGCAUCCCGGUCGUCCUACGACUGUGGAGCAGCAAGGGCUUGCAGGGGUUCCCGGAAACAAUGUUUGGGGACAUGUGUGCUCCCGGAGUGCUUGAGCGCAUGGCACAACGCAUGUUAGCGUGUAUGAGUUCGCUGCCGGUAGCCCGUGACGCUUUGGGGGUCGAACAGCGGUAUGGCUGCAGCUGCAGUGCACAUGGAACAAGUUCCGAACGCUCGUCUUGUCACACGUCAUGGAGAAGAAUGCAGGCGGCCGUUCAUUCAAGAGUGACGCUGCGGAGUGGAGUUCUGCAUGUGAGGUUAGAUGGCGGGGGCAUGACCGGACUGUUGCAGGUGCGGUAACUUACGCACAUGUGAGUAUGCCGCUCGCUUGCAGGCGUGCACGAGAGGUGCGGGAGGUUUGCCGGAGGGUUGAGGUCGGUCGCCGGUCGUGUUGAUGCCGGAGACUGACGGGGGGCGCGAAACCAUGGGUAGGACGGAUGCGGAGGGAUAUGCAGGUGGGGUCCCGCGCUUGGGUUGACAGGGGUGCGCACGCUGCACAGCCAUGGUGUUGAGGGGUUUGGCCCGACGCGGCGUAGUGGUGCUGGCCUUGCGGUGCUGGCCUUGCGGUGCUGGCUGAGCGUUUGCGGAUGUGGUGAGCAUGGGUGCCGGAGAAAUGUGAUGUACAGAUACGUGUCGACGCGGCCAUACAAUUAUUGCGUUGUCAGCGAUCCGCCCAGUGUAUGUUUUUGGGGUCGGAUGCAGCAAUGCCGUGCAAUGGUACCGUAUUUCAAUGUAAGUUGCUGGUGAG